This is a messenger RNA of Triplophysa rosa, 918 nucleotides long. RefSeq names its product MORN repeat containing 5 (gene morn5). NCBI's taxonomy places the organism in Eukaryota, Metazoa, Chordata, Actinopteri, Cypriniformes, Nemacheilidae. The record is from RefSeq and is a predicted model, not a curated record. The coding region runs from base 186 to 722 and encodes 178 amino acids. The transcript has 5 exons.
CAUAACGCAAAGUUAUAAAACUAGCGUUCCCUGUAAUUUAUUCGGUAAAACGGUUUAAUAGCUCUAAAAUUGUUGAAUAUUAUUUAUUAGGAUAUUAACUAGUCCCACAUGAAUGUAUCGAUUUUUGAGGAUAUUUCAUAAUAAAUGUUUGUUUCCAUGGUAACAUUGUCACGCUGCUGUUCAACAUGGAGUUUAUGGGUAGCAGUUAUAAUGGAGAUUACAAAAAUGGCAGGAUGGAGGGGAUGGGGGAGUAUACAAUUCCCACUCAGACUAGAUAUGUUGGAGAGAUGAAAGGCGGCGUGUUUCAUGGAAAAGGAGUGCUACAUUUUCCCAAUGGAAGCAAAUAUGAAGGAGUUUGGGAGAAAGGAAUAUCCAAACAGGGAAAGUACACAUUUUCAGAUGGUCUGGAGUAUGAAGAGAGUGACUGGGAUUACUGUGAUGGCAAAGAUAGACGGUUCUACUCUGAGAGGUGUAAUGGCCUGAAACCAGCAGGCGAAUCCCAGUUAACUGACCAGGAUCCCCCGCGGGUCAUCCCUGAUGGUUGCUAUGACAGCGGUGAUGGCUUUUAUGAUCCUAACACCAGAGUUGUCAAGGACUACGAUGACAAUUUUCUCAGGAGCACAGAUGACCAAGAGCACGAGUGGAUUGUGAGGACCUGCAGGAAGGGCUGGGAUGAGUGCAUUGGCCAUUAUCCAAGAAACAGCACACUGGAAGACAAGUGAGAAUACUCGCACAAGAAGGCCAUUGUGAAUGUGUAUGAUCUGAAUUAGAUAUCAGUGCAGCUUUAUCACAUUAUUUCGUUUUUUUCUGCUUUUUAUUUGAAUGAAACAUUUAUAGAUACAAAAUCAAUUUAAAUAUAUUCCAAAAUAUAAAGUGUAUUUCUAUAAUGCAAUAAUGCACUAUACGUCUGUAUGUCAU